AUGGCGCAUUCAAAGCGCAACACCUCCCUGCCGCACUUUACUGCAUACGAACGCAGCCUCCUCCGCGACAGCUGGGGCUCAAAACGCAGCGUAAUCGGCCGCGAUUCCUUCCUCCCCUUCGCAUCCUGCAAACUAUGUCUCCAACCCGCCCGAACCCCCGUCGUGGGCUGCGCAACCAACGGCGACCUCUUCUGUCGCGAAUGUGCAAUCAACGACCUGCUCGCCCAGCGCCAGGAAAUCAAGCGCCUUGAGCGCGAGCGCGAAGAUGCCAAGAAGCGCAUCGCCGAGGACGACAAGCUAGCGCUGGAGGAGGCGAAGAAGAAAGAAUUGGCGGAUUUCGAACUUGUUUCCAUGGGACUGGAGGCUGGGAAGAAGUCCGGGACGAAGCGCAAGGCGGAAGCUGAGAUUGAGGCUGUUGCGGCGUUUAAGGCGCGGGAGGUGGUUGUUGAUGGGAAGCGGAAGAAGGUUUUCGAGCUUGAUGAGGAGGAAAUGAAGAAGGUUUCUAGGGAGGAGCAGGAGAGGUUGAAGAAUGAGCUUAAGAAGGAGAAGGUUGAGUCUAGCAAGUCGGCGCUGCCGUCUUUUUGGGUUCCGUCCUUGACACCGAAUACGGAUGCGGAUGAGAUUGCUGCGAACAAGACUGUGAAAUUGGCGCCUAUUUGUCCCGGUUCUUCCGAUACCAAUCGGCAUACCUACUCGCUCAAGGGUCUGGUCGAAGUGAACUUUACAGAGGAAAAAGGAUCGGAUGGAUCUACGGCAAGGAUCUGCCCGAGUUGCAAGAAGAACCUUAGCAAUGGACUCAAAGCUAUGCUUACUAAACCAUGCGGCCAUGUCAUUUGUUCGCCUUGUGUUACGAAGUUUAUGACCCCACAGGACACACCCGAUCCUCAUGCUUCGAAGGAAGAACAGGAAUCUCACCGCCGAGUAUUAUGUUAUGUUUGCGAAACAGAUCUCUCGUCAGGGUCCAGUCUGGACAAAGCAGAUGGAAAGAAAAAGUCCAAGAAGAAGGAUAAGGAAGGCAUUAGGCCCGGUCUAGUGGAGAUCAGUUCCGAAGGAACAGGCUUCGCAGGCGGCGGCGGAAACGUGGCUACGAAGAAGGGGGUCGCAUUCCAAUGUUGA
Messenger RNA from Penicillium verhagenii, 1116 nucleotides. Its product is annotated as putative RING finger domain protein. Gene Ontology annotation, molecular function: ubiquitin protein ligase activity. The record is from RefSeq and is a predicted model, not a curated record. Gene Ontology annotation, cellular component: nucleus. Lineage: Eukaryota; Fungi; Ascomycota; Eurotiomycetes; Eurotiales; Aspergillaceae. The coding region runs from base 1 to 1116 and encodes 371 amino acids. The transcript is spliced from 3 exons.